Penicillium longicatenatum is the source of this 402-nucleotide messenger RNA. RefSeq lists its product as uncharacterized. The record is from RefSeq and is a predicted model, not a curated record. The coding region runs from base 1 to 402 and encodes 133 amino acids. The transcript is spliced from 2 exons. Lineage: Eukaryota; Fungi; Ascomycota; Eurotiomycetes; Eurotiales; Aspergillaceae.
AUGGCUCGUUUCAACCUUUCCUUCCUGGCUGUGUUCUUGGUUCUCGCCAUUUGCGCUGUGUCACUCCCAACCAAGCGUGGUGAGCUGCUCCCCACGAGCGAGUUGGGACUUGAUAAGACCAUCGAUGAAUUGAAGUCUGCCACAAGGAUGAUGAACGGCCUGGACAACAAGGACUCCAACGACGACAAGAACCAGGUCGAAGAAGACCCUGCUGUCGAGAAGAACUCCGCUGAGGAGAAGAAGGCCAAGACCGAAGAGCCUACCAAGACUGAGAAAAAGCUCACCUCUGGUAAAUUCGCUUCACCGACUCCCACUAGCACCAACCACCCUACUUCGGUGCCCAACUCUCUGGGCAAGCUUCCCAUUGUCGGUACCUUGCUUGGCGGUACUGGGGGUCUCUAA